Molecule: messenger RNA, 3972 nt
Organism: Seriola dumerili (greater amberjack)
Lineage: Eukaryota; Metazoa; Chordata; Actinopteri; Carangiformes; Carangidae
Gene: gtpbp2a
Product: GTP-binding protein 2-like
Exons: 12
Coding region: 201-2027 (608 amino acids)
Biological process (GO): translational elongation
Molecular function (GO): GTP binding; translation elongation factor activity; GTPase activity
Source: RefSeq, a predicted model, not a curated record
GGUGCUGUUAUUGUUCGGUUUGAAGAGUUUGGGGGUGGUCGGUGCUUUGGUUUUACUUUAGGGGGCCGUAAGCUACCACUGGCAGGCAAUUACACUCAAAUGCAAACACCUGCUGGCCUAGGUCAGGAUACAUUUUAGCGACAUAGCAUCACAUUUAUCCAGGUAGUGGUAAGCUAACAACUUAGGUCCCAAAGUAGCUGAUGGAUGCGCGGGUAUCGGACUUAUUCGGCUCAGGAAAUGGACACGGCUCUGGAUCUCCAGGUGUCGCCUCUAACGUCAAGCCGGGAAAUGGCCAUGGCGUAGCUCCCAAAAAGGCUGGUGCUAAAAACAAGAAAUCAAAAGCUCGAUUCUCUCGCACCUUCAAACCAAGCAAUAACACCCCAUAUCUACCUCCAGAGGCUGAAGAGGGAAAUAUAGAGUACAAGCUGAAGCUGGUGAACCCCACGCAAUACCGCUUUGAGCACCUGGCAACACAAAUGAAAUGGAGACUGCAGGAGGGCCGAGGCGAAGCUGUCUAUCAAAUAGGUGUUGAGGAUAAUGGCAUGCUGGUGGGACUAUCAGAGGAAGAUAUGAGGGCAUCACUGAAGACACUCCAUAGGCUUGCAGAGAAAGUUGGAGCUGACAUCACUGUUCUCCGAGAGCGAGAGGUUGACUAUGACUCUGAUGAGCCUCGUAAGAUUGCUGAAGUUCUCAUUCGCAAGGUGCCAGAUGACCAGCAGUUCUUGGACUUGCGAGUAGCUGUACUGGGUAAUGUGGACUCAGGCAAGUCCACUCUGUUGGGUGUUUUGACACAGGGUGAGCUGGACAAUGGACGUGGAAGAGCGCGGCUCAACCUCUUCAGACAUCUUCAUGAGAUCCAGACUGGACGCACUUCAAGCAUCAGCUUUGAGAUCCUUGGCUUCAACAGUAAAGGAGAGGUUGUGAAUUAUAGCGAGUCUCGAACAGCAGAGGAGAUUUGCGAGAGUGCCUCUAAAAUGAUCACAUUCAUUGAUCUGGCGGGUCACCACAAGUACCUAAAGACCACCAUCUUUGGCCUCACCAGCUACUGUCCAGAUUUCGCUAUGCUGGUCGUGAGCGCAAAUACUGGCAUUGCUGGAACGACACGGGAGCAUCUUGGGUUGGCCAUGGCCCUGAAGGUGCCCAUCUUCAUCGUCAUCAGUAAGGUGGACCUGUGUACACGGGCCACUGUGGAGCGCACAGUGCGGCAGUUGGAGCGUGUCUUGAAACAGCCGGGCUGCAACAAGGUGCCCAUGGUUGUAAGCAGUACGGACGACGCCGUCACAGCAGCACAACAGUUCGCCCAGUCACCCAACAUCACACCCAUCUUCACCCUGUCCAGUGUGUCUGGAGAGAGUCUAGACUUGCUCAAGGUCUUCUUCAACAUCAUCCCUCCUCUUAGCAACAGCAAAGAGCAGGAGGAGCUUAUGCAACAGCUAACUGAGUUUCAGGUGGAUGAGAUCUACACAGUGCCAGAGGUGGGGACUGUGGUGGGAGGUACUCUGUACAGUGGUAUUUGCCGUGAGGGAGAUCAUCUUGUAGUAGGGCCCACAGACUCGGGCCAGUUCCACAAGUUGACCAUCGGGAGCAUCCAAAGGAACCGCUCGGCAUGCAGGGUACUCAGGGCCGGCCAGGCUGCCACACUCGCCUUGGGAAACUUCGACCGAUCACUACUACGCAAGGGUAUGGUGAUGGUGAGUCCGGAGAUGGAUCCUACCAUCUGCUGGAUGUUUGAGGCUGAGAUUGUGCUGCUCUUCCAUGCCAAGACCUUCCACAAGGGCUUCCAGGUUACUGUGCACAUUGGCAAUGUGAGACAGACAGCCACUGUGGCAGCUGUGUAUGGCAAGGAGGAGCUGAGGACGGGAGAGAAAGCAGUGGUUCUCUUCAAGUUCAUCAAGCACCCAGAAUAUCUGAAGGUAGGAGCUAAGGUGCUUUUCAGAGAGGGCGUGACCAAAGGUAUCGGCCACGUCACCAAGUUGCAGCCCAUUGCCCAGUACCAGCCAUCCCAAAGCGAGGAUGAGGAAGUCUGAAGUUUUUCAGACAACCACAACAGAAAACACCGUCCCACCCCAAAACAAGGUGCUUUAUAAACCCCUCCUGCUCUCUCCAAAGGCUACUCUCCCACGUUCCCUGCACAGUAAACCCCUUUCACAGGAUUUUGUUGUGUUAUCACCUUUUUCUAAAGCCUUGUUGUCACCUUCUUCAUCCUUUGUCCUCUCCAGCCUUUUAAAUAGCUGAUGAUAUUUUAGUCUGUUUUCUGGUGAGGUUUAAAGAGUGUGGCUUUUCAUGGCACUGAUAAGAGGAAAUUCUCCAGCCACCUCUGUAACACAUUCAAAGCAACAUCUACCAAAGUGAUAUUGAGUGUCAAGAACACAUAGUUGCAAUGCACGGAUCAAUAAGUGGCAACUAGGAAUAUCUAUGUUGAAGUGCUGCCUGCACAGUUUACACCUAAAUGCACUACCUAACACACUUCAAAAAAGAUGCACACACACUUGCACUGAAACAUAAAUGCCAGUGUUGAUAUACCUUUGGCAGAUAAUUGUUUACAAACUCAACAGCUGCAAGUAUGAGAUGCUUGAACAUUAAGGUAUUACCUGUAUCACCAAUGUCAUUGUUGUCAUCACCUCACAGCAGCUUGUCUGUGAUACCAGCACAGUGCCUGACUAAUAAGGACAAACCUCUGAUCUCACUGUAUUUGAAUACUCUUACAUCAAUAUCCUUUUCUUAGUAACUACUAAUGAAUUGUGUGAGAUAGUGUAGAAGCAACAAGAUGCAUUUGUGGUUCUCAGACACAUCUUGUCAGUCGUAUAUAAGCUUAGCCAUCUUGCUUCAAGCUACUAUUACUGACACAGGCACUUUAUGAAGGUAAAGGAGAGCAUUGCGAGGUAUGCAAAGAUAGAACUUGACCCAGUUUGUAUGUCGGCCUGCCAAGCUAACUCACAUUGGCAAUCACCUUAUAACUGUCACAUUUGUCUGUGAGAAUUCUGUUUUUUUUUUUAUUUUAUUUUUUUUUUAUUCACAAAUAAUGCCUCACGAUAGUGCAGUGAGAUGGUAAUGAUCUCGCUGCCUAUCUUUUAAGUGCUUUAGUUACUCAGGUCAGUGUCAAUAUUGUAUUAGACAGCAUUCCACUCUCACAGAAGUACUUCAGCGAAUGUUUCUGUUGCUGACUUGGGGGUGAGGGGUGUCUCCCAAAGAGAUGUGUUUGAUUAUGCAUUAUAUAGUAUGUGAAGCUGCCAACUGAUGCAGCUUUGUUUAAAAGCAAUUGUUUGUGGUACUUGAUGUCGUCUCUUCACUUAAGUUACUGAUGACACUAACUUUGAAGGGGUUUAACACAGUGCCUAAUGGGGCUACCGUUUGAGUAGCCUUCCAUUAUACCCCAAAGUUUUACAACUUAGUAAACAAGAACAUCUACUUAAGUCGGUGCUACUACUAGAAACAGUUUUUAAUAUCUAGAAGACGACUUUGAAAAUGAAUGUUAAUUGCUACUCUGUUUCAGGCUGUUGGCCUUACCAUCUGUUUUAUCAUUGCAUGUUGAUGUGAUUUAUACACACAUUGUUGUCCCACUUACAUCAGUGAUACUGAGGACAACUGAAAUGUCUGCCCUGUUUUGUUGCACCCACGUUGUUGUGCACAGUUUGUGUGCAUUCAAAGAUGGGAAAAUUUAGAAAGCAUUUCAACCAAAAUAUUUUAUAGCAUUUAUGAAGUUAUAUCAGGGGUUAAAGUUUGUUUUAAUGCAUCUGAGAAGUAUUUUAUAGAUUUCUAGAAGUUCUCGAUUUUACAAUUCAUCCAAACACCUUUUUCACCGUUGCAGUCUUCUUAAUCACACCAACGCAGCUUCACUUUUUUGAAAUCACAUUAAGACCUGUGUUCCUUUUAACUGAAUUUUGAUCAUUAUUUGGGUGAAAUGCAACAUUUAUGUACAGAUCCAAUUUGUGUAUCAUGAUGUACAUGAAUAAAACCUUUAUUGUCUCUUUA